Scophthalmus maximus (turbot) is the source of this 5689-nucleotide messenger RNA. RefSeq names its product potassium voltage-gated channel subfamily A regulatory beta subunit 1a (gene kcnab1a). The coding region runs from base 464 to 1858 and encodes 464 amino acids. Gene Ontology annotation, biological process: transmembrane transport; negative regulation of delayed rectifier potassium channel activity; potassium ion transport. Gene Ontology annotation, cellular component: juxtaparanode region of axon; cytoplasm; voltage-gated potassium channel complex. Gene Ontology annotation, molecular function: potassium channel regulator activity; voltage-gated potassium channel activity; transmembrane transporter binding. The transcript is spliced from 13 exons. Lineage: Eukaryota; Metazoa; Chordata; Actinopteri; Pleuronectiformes; Scophthalmidae. The record is from RefSeq and is a predicted model, not a curated record.
AGAGUGUGUGUGUGUGUGUGUCUCUCUCUAUCUGCAUGUGUAUAUGUGAUCAGAGAACAUAUGUGGCACAGUCCAUGGUGAAGUACAUGUGAGGGAAAAAGCCAAUUUUCCUGUGUGGACGUGCAGCCCUCCGACAAAGCCGGACCUAAGUUUGAUUGUGGACCCUUGAUUCCUGCUUUUCUCUUCCUCAAAUUAUGUUUUUCCAGCUUGGAUUUUCUUUUUUCUUUUUUUCAAAUAUGAGGAAUAUACUUUAUGUGGAGUGUCAUCCAUCACUUUUCGUUUUCCUUUGAGCUUCAAACACACAGUUACUCACACACACACACACACAGUCCUCUGCUCCAUGUAGCGCUGCGUGGGCAAGGGGCCUACCUGGAUUAGUCUGAGCGUACAUGUUUGUGGGACAGACUCACAGAAGAAGGGAGAGACUGAAAGAGAGAAAUAAAGUGAAGCAGAGGGAAGGAAGAUGUAUCUGUACAAAGCGACGUGUCCGGAUAUUCCCAACCCGAAGCAGAAGGGGACCAGAUGUCAGGUCGGGGUCCAGGCUCAAGGCCCGGGUCAGGGGCGGCUCGUCAGCCACGCGCCCACCGGGACGGGACCUCGACCCUACGCUCCUCUGAUGUUGUGGACGACAAACAAACCCAACAGUGUGGCGCAGCUCAAACAGCUGGAGGAGUUUCUGAACUUCCACUCGUUGUCUCUGCAGGACACCGUGAAGAGUCAGACAGGCAUGGUCUACAGGAAUCUGGGAAAGUCGGGACUCAGAGUAUCGUGCUUAGGACUGGGAACAUGGGUGACAUUUGGAGGACAGAUAACAGACGAGGUUGCAGAGCAGCUAAUGACCAUUGCGUAUGAGAGUGGAGUCAACCUGUUCGACACAGCGGAGGUGUACGCAGGCGGCAGGGCCGAAAUCAUUCUAGGAAACAUUAUCAAGAAGAAAUGCUGGAGGCGAUCCAGCCUGGUCAUUACGACUAAACUCUACUGGGGAGGAAAAGCAGAGACGGAGAGAGGAUUGUCAAGGAAACACAUUAUUGAAGGUAUACACACACACACACACAUGCAAAGAACAAAACAGCAACUCCAGACGUUUCGUUUCUCACUUCCACAGUUUGUCAUUGUGUCGAUUCAAUCCCUUUCUACUACGUCAACCUUUGCAUCUCUCCGUCCCCCAGGGCUGAAAGGAUCUCUACAGCGGAUGCAGUUGGAGUACGUGGAUGUAGUUUUUGCCAACCGCCCAGACAGCAAUACUCCCAUGGAGGAGAUUGUUCGGGCUAUGACCUAUGUGAUCAACCAAGGCAUGGCCAUGUACUGGGGGACGUCUCGGUGGACGGCCAUGGAGAUCAUGGAGGCGUAUUCAGUUGCAAGACAGUUUAACCUGAUCCCUCCGGUCUGUGAGCAGGCAGAGUAUCAUCUCUUCCAGAGGGAGAAAGUAGAAGUGCAACUGCCUGAACUCUACCACAAGAUCGGAGUCGGGGCGAUGACGUGGUCACCGCUGGCGUGCGGCAUCAUCACGGGGAAAUAUGACAAUGGCAUUCCUGAGUCCUCCCGGGCCUCCAUGAAGUCGUACCAGUGGCUAAAGGAGAAGAUAGUGAGUGAGGAUGGAAGGAAGCAGCAGGCCAAGCUGAAAGAGCUGAACCACAUCGCAGAGAAGCUGGGCUGCACUCUGCCUCAGCUGGCUGUGGCGUGGUGCCUAAGAAAUGAAGGAGUGAGCUCAGUCCUUCUGGGAACAUCCAACCCUGAACAGCUCACAGAGAACCUCGGGGCCAUACAGGUCCUUCCUAAGAUGACCUCUCACGUGGUGUCUGAUAUCGACCAUAUCCUGGGCAACCGGCCGUACAGUAAGAAGGAGUACCGCUCUUAGACCAGGCUGGCGUUCCACCGCGAGGUCAGCUGUACCUACCUGCUUCACCAUACCGCUACCAUGGGCCCACAGUUCAAUGUUUAAAAAGUCCACGGUCCUCUCCUUGGGCCCCACUCAGCUCCAGCCCACUUCCGCCUGGAACAGACAGCUCGGCCUCUCGCCCAGCGUUGCAUCUCUGUUCUGGGACUUGUACCUGCUCAGAUCCGCUCCACCAGGUUCGUCUCAGGUCCAGUCCCGCUCAGCCGGCCAAGAAAUGCUUAACAAAGUCAGCUUUUUGCAGCCUCAAACGCAACCUAAUCCAUUUUGUGUGAAUCAAUACUUUGUGCUGUGUUGCCCUGUUCUGCACAGGCCAAUUAAAAGAUAUUACCCACGUUCCAAUUCAGAUCCAGUGCCAUGCUGACGUCAUUCCGAGCACCCCAUCCCAGCUCAGCUCCGUCCAGGGGCCUCAUUUAUAAAUUUAAUCAAGCGAGGCAGUAUCUCAACUGAAAUGAGAUGGCAGGUUAUUGCAACUACAGCUAAUUAUUUUCAGAGAUGGCCAACUUCACGGUCACUUGCAAGUUGGAAGAUGAAAAGAAGUGCAGGUGUUUUUAAAAUAACAGUGCCUUGCAUCUUAAUAGUAGCUGGUGCGUGUGACCGGUCCGUUACUCGUCCACCUUCCCACUCACAUUCUCCCGACUCACCCGACGACCAAGACCAUCACGUCUCAAACGUUCCCUAUCUAAUGUCCAGACUUCCGCCCACAAGUAAUUUCAUUUGAGCACAAAAUGUAUAUUGAGCACAUGUUUAGUUUAUGAGAAUUACUGUACCAUAGCUGUAUAGAUGCAGUUCAUGCAAGCGCCUUAGACUUAUACACCAGAGGUUCCUCAGGAAUGUGGACGCGAAGAAGUUGUGUUGAUCGGUUUUUUCCUUGAAUUGCAACUCAGCAAAGCAAAUUUCUAUCGUGAGAUCAAAUGUUUUGGAUGUUUUCCCUUGAAACGUGAAGAUUGGCAAUGAUAAGGUGGCCUGCUUAUAAUUCCUUUAUGAACGAGGCCUCAACUAACUAGUUCCCUUGUUGGCUUGAAUUAGCUGCUUUCAAUCUCUUUACCAAAUGUAUCCAGUCCUGUAUUCAGAUACGUACCGAGUAGUAUUCAGGAGAUAUUAUGAGGCUGCAAAUCCUGAGCAUAUUAACCAACAGAUGCAUGUUUCCCCGUCUAAUGUCUGCCUCUCUUUUCUACAAAGCACACAAUUAAACAACAGAACAGGAGUUUGAUCGAAAACGAUGCGAGCUUGUGUACUGUCCAUGAGCCCCUGUGAAGCAGAGGAUUGUGGGAUAUUGAGUGUCCGUUGGCCUGUAGGGGAGAGAGUGAAGCAUGUCGCCCCCAUGUGGUCAAUCUGAGGAAACAUUCCUACUACUUCUCUCUCAGUCUGCGUUCAUUAUGGACUUGUCAUCUUUCUUGCCUGUGAACUCAACCUGCAUCGCUGAUUGCCUCUAUGAAACUUGCAGAUAUUGUCUUCUGCAUAUAACAAAAAUCUAUACGAUCAAAGGAUGACUGACCUCCCUGGCGGUCAUCAUUAUAAUAACUGCAAAAAACUUGCUUGUUAAUGGACAGGUGUUUGGGACGUGGCAAAGAUAUUUAUUCUAGAGUAGAUAACAAAUAUGAAAUUUAUUUUGACAUUUUGAGAUACUGUUUUUUGUUUGAAGAUGUUAAAUGUACAUAAGAUGUUAAGGCAUACCCUGUAACAUAAGCAAAAACACAAAGAAUCCUCUCUUGCAUACGAGGACUUCACUGUACUGUAUGGCUGAUAUAUAAAUAACAUGUACAUAGAGUUAUUUUGCUGCUCCUCUGCAGUGUCACUGCAUGGGGUCGCAGUGUUCGGAUCUGCUCUUCAUACCAUCCUUCUCCUCCAGACGGAUAUUUUAUAUGCCGCCAUCUUUGUAAGGCGCAAUGGUUCAUUUAUUUAAAUUUUUGCAUAAGUCAGAUUAUGGAAUCUGUUAUGGUAUGGCAUUAUUUAAAGAAAUAAGAAAUAAGUGAUGAGCUAAAAGCAUUGUGUAACGACCUAACCUUGACUCUUUUUCAUCUGGAAAACAAGCCAUCAGCAGACAUGUUGGCUGGGUUCCGGCCCAAUCACUGUUUCGUCCUCGGUGCACACACACAUUUUUGUUGACUGGCAGCACAAACACCAUCCCAGGUUUUAAUCAAAGGAAAUCUCAGUCAAUUACGUCUAUUUAUACCUUUGCCAAAAACACAUUGGAACAAACUUCAAUGAGCAGCGAUCGGCUCAUGGUUAAUUUAAAGUAGUCUGGCCUUGACAGAUGAACCAGCUUCCUCGUGACUAUUUGCUUCGGCUUGGUGGUGAAUGCAAAAGGAGGGUGGCCUGACUGACCGUUGUAAAUCAAAAGGAUAGCCAGACACAAAAAUCAUCCAGAAAAGCAUUUUUUUUUUUGCCUUUAAGAGUUAUUACUUACACCUGUUUAAUAUUUUCAAGAGGUGGAUAAUGUGUGUUCUAUAUAGUGAACGAGUAAUUGGUAAUUGGUCAGUGGAUAUUUGCCUUUUGAGUCAAAUCAGUUUAAUUUCCUUCUAAACUGGUGAAAGGUGUGAUAUCACACGUCAGUGGUUUUCUUUGUCCUUUUGUGCAAGUGACCAUGUUGGACCGUAGCCUGUCGGUGAGUGUGGAGACGUCCUCACCUGACAGAGUGCCUUGACGUGAGUCCCGCUACAGGAAAAUCAUUCAGGGAUGUCUUUAAUUAUGAGUUGUUACAUGGUGAUUGGAUGUUGUCCUAAAACAAAAAAAAACAACACGCAAGAGUAGAGGAAUAUUCCUACAGUUCCCUAUGUUAUUAGAUUGCCCAGUCUACAAUAAAUGUAUUACCUCAUUUGGACAGAAACUUAAUAUGAAAUAUAGAUUUACUCAUUGGCAGAUGCUUUUGUCCAAAGCGACCUACAACUGGAAGUGUAAACUUCCUGGAAUUGUCGUCUUUGCCGAUGGAGGCCGAGCCUACGGCUUCUUACAGCAUCUUAUGACAACGGCUUUGUUCUAUCUUGGCCUCUCUUUAAGCUGAAUCCCUGAAAUUCUUACUGGAACAAUAUCCUCUCCUUCAACCUCCCAUUUACUUCACGAAACAACUGUUUUAAUUCAGGAAACAAACUCUAGAGGGAAAAUAGUAUUGAACUUUGGGUUCCAAUAAAAGUGGUGUUAUUUAUUGAGUAAAUACAGUGAUAAUAUGGAGAAACUGGACAUAAACCUGGAACUGGGAUAGAAUAGAACUGGGACUGUGAGUACUGCCCUUUUUUUUAUUUGUCUUCUCAAUUUGUUUUCAUCAUCAGUUCCACAACCUUGGAAAAAGGCCAAAGGUCAAAAUGGAACAGUAGUAGAAGCAAUCAUCCUUUGGCAGAAUCCAGAUAACAUUAGAUGUCCUACAAUGUGUCACAUUAGCUUGAUCUCAUUUAAACUCAACCAAAAAUCCAUUCUGGUCAAAAUGUUAAGUAUGUAAUCUGUUCUACAGAUCAAUGUUGUCUACAACGCUUAGGCAAAGUUUGUGGAUGAAAAAGACUUGAGGGAUAUUCAGGUUGUUUUUUUUUGUUUUGUUGAGAAGUGACAUGCAAACCAUCAGUGUAUUAUUUCCUCCUGAACAGUGGUUCCUUUGUAAAUAAUCCAUAUGAAAGUGUGAUUAUAAAUAAAUGCAUUGCCAAUGGAAACAACAGUCUCUUUGACUUUUAACCUGAGGGAGUUAAAAAUCAUAAGUCUGCACACACACACACUCUGGCUGAUUCGACCGGGUCAGGUGGAAAAAUGGGGAAACAAUGGCAGACAUUUAUGAUGUCACAAAACUCUACAGCAAUAAUAGUGCAU